Molecule: messenger RNA, 1758 nt
Organism: Diaporthe batatas
Lineage: Eukaryota; Fungi; Ascomycota; Sordariomycetes; Diaporthales; Diaporthaceae
Exons: 3
Coding region: 1-1758 (585 amino acids)
Molecular function (GO): N,N-dimethylaniline monooxygenase activity; NADP binding; flavin adenine dinucleotide binding
Source: RefSeq, a predicted model, not a curated record
AUGAGUCCCGCUUCAACCACUGAUGCUACCAACGGAACUGAUCCAGCCACCAAGGCCCGAUACGGCAAUCCUUUGCCCUCUUCAUGGAUCCCCCUUAACGAGAAGCCUUGCGGUACGCCCACUCGGCGCCUUCGGAUUGUCACCAUUGGCGCCGCUGUGGCAGGGAUGGGUUUCGCCUACAAGUUACAACAAGAGCACAAGCUAACCACUGGAUGCGUCAACGGAUUGGAUGGUUCACUGGUGGAUCAUACGAUUUACGAAGCGCAUAAAGACAUCGGUGGCACAUGGCUAGUGAACACAUAUCCUGGUGUGGCGUGCGAUGUUCCAGCGCAUGUUUAUGCCUUUCCCUUCGAGCCUAACCCCACCUGGAGCUCUUUUUACGCCAGCGGUGAGGAAGUGCUAGCAUAUUUCAAACGGACAGUGGCCAAAUACAAUCUCGACCGGGAUGUGAAGCUGAACCACAAAGUCGAGCAUGCCAGAUUCGACGAGGCAGAGGGACGAUGGCAUCUUAAAGUCCGACGAAUGGACACAAGCGAGGUGAUUGACGACGUCUGUGACGUGCUCGUAUCCGCCACGGGCUUCCUUUCGCACUGGCAUUGGCCUUCGAUACCAGGUCUCGACGAUUUCCAAGGCCACCUCGCGCACAGCGCAGGCUGGGACUCACAGGGCGAAUAUGACUACAACGGCAAGAGGAUCGGAAUCAUCGGAAACGGGAGCUCCGCCAUCCAGAUCAUGCCGCGGCUGGCCCCUGGGGCAGCACACCUGGUCAACUUUAUCCGGCACCCGACCUGGAUCACGGCUGGGCUGGGCUCGGCUGCCAUCGACGGUGCUGCGAACUACACCUACACAGAUGCCGAGAAGCGAGAGUUUAUCGAGAACCCAGAGAGUCUGAAGCAGUACCGGAAGCGACUGCAGCAGGCGACCAACGAGGGCUUCGAGAUGUUUGUGAAGGGCAGUCAAGCACAGAAGGAAGCGUACGAGGCUACAUCCCAAGCCAUGCUAGACCGCCUUGGAGGCGACCAAGAGCUUGCGAAGAAGCUGAUCCCGGACUGGGAGGUGGGUUGCCGCCGUGCGACGCCAGGACCAGGAUAUCUGGAGGCUUUCACGAGAGACAACGUCUCCAUUGUCAGCGACAGCAUCGAGCGCAUCACAACAUCCGGAAUCCGGACCCACAGUGGAGAGGAGUUUGAGUUGGAUGCCAUCGUCUGCGCCACGGGCUUUGAUGUGAGCCAUCGGCCACCGUGGCCACUGAUCGGACGGUCAGGUAUCAGCCUUUCGGAGCACUGGAAGGAAGAGCCAUAUUCAUAUUUGAGUCUGAUGGCGGCCGGUUUCCCAAACUUCUUCAUGUUUGGUGGUCCGAAUAGCCCGGUGGGCCAUGGAAGCUUGAUGAGCCAGUUACAGUGGAGCGCGGAAUGGAUGUGCAAGUGGGUGAAGAAGAUGGCUUGUGAGGAUAUCAAGUUUAUUGACCCUAAGCCAGAGGUGGUGGAAGAGUUCAAUGCCUACGCAGACGAGAUCAUGCAGACGUUGGUGUGGUCUGGUGGCUGCAGGUCAUGGUACAAGAAUCAUCGGGUCGACGGACGGGUCACAGCUGUCUGGGCUGGAAGUGCGAUCACAUACUACGAGAUGAUCCAAGACCUGCGGCCUGAAGACUUCGAUAUUGUAUACAGAUCGAGAAAUAGGUUCAGAUUCAUGGGUAACGGUAGGGCUGCCAUGGAGAGUACCCCAGGAGCUGAUCUGGCGUUCUAUAUAUACAAGUAG